Messenger RNA from Cylindrotheca closterium, 1236 nucleotides. NCBI's taxonomy places the organism in Eukaryota, Bacillariophyta, Bacillariophyceae, Bacillariales, Bacillariaceae. The record is from the annotation of a GenBank genome assembly.
AUGACAAGGACACCAAUAAGAUAUUUGAGCCUAUUGAUUGCAAUAGUCUCCCAUUCCGCCAAUGGCGAGUGUGUGAUCUGUCCCAAUGGACUGGAAUUCCCGGAUGCUCAGAUUCCACAAGGUGAUGAUGGCGGCACAGUGUCAUGCACAGAGGGCGCUUCCAUCAUGUCAUCCUAUGAUCGCAACUCUUGUGUCGCUACUCAAGUCGGUGUUAUUCCAAUAUGUUGUCCAUCACAAUUCCAGUUGAUUGCCAAAGAUAAUGUUUGUGGAUGGUGCAAGAACAACGGCGGCACUACUAUCGAAACCUUGGACGCUUCCUUUCGAGGACCACUCGACGGUAUGGGAGAUGCUACCUGCGCGGAUAUACUUCCUGGAAUUGCGUUGGCGACAGAUACUACAGGAUGUUCCGUCUAUGAAUAUGCCGAGCAAUAUUGUUGUCACAACGCACAACCUGGUGCUGUUCUUGACGAAGAAGGAACUGACACCCGAGGAGAUGUUCCUGCUAAUGAUGGUGGUGGUGGUGAUACAGUCACCGCACCACCACCAUCAAACUGCCACUUUUGCAACAGUGGAAUUGAAUUCCCAAAUGCCAGACCAAUGAAAGGAGAUGAAACAGAUUGUCAGGAAGUUGCCAAUAUCUUUAUUCAAAUUCGAUCCGCUCUCCUAAACAACGAAAUGGCGUGCAAUAGCUACCGACAACUUGAAUUCACUUGUUGUCCGUCUUCCAUUGACAUUCCCAACCCCGUUGGCAAUGGUGAUGAACAUGGACUAGCCGAUGACAUUGUUCCUAAAGCAGCAACAGAUCAGACUCCACCUGUGGUGGAGGUGGUACAAAAUGGUGAUGUCACGAUCGAUACGGAAGUGGACGAGGCAGUCCUUGCGGGUGUCGGUGACGGAAAUUCGACCACCACGGCUGGUGCCAGAGAGGGUGAUGCUGGUGGGGCCGCCCCUAUAGGAGUCAUUCCGGAUAUAGCCGUUGUCGCUGAUUUGAUAUUCAACAACCAUGGAGGCAGUGGUGGUGGUGGUUCAACCACCAACAAGGACAAGAAUACCGCUGAUACUACUACAACUGGUACUAGUAGUACCUCAAGCACCAACAAAGAAGGUGAUGGAAUAGACUAUGAUAUCAUCUAUCCCGAUGAAAACAGUGGAUCGUUACGACACACCACCUUUGGAUCCGUGUCCAUGAUGAGCUGUGGUGUGAUCAUGACGAUUUGGUUGCUUCAAUCACGGUGA